CGUGGAGACGCGGGCGCUUCCGGCGGCGGCCGUGGCUGUGGGGGUGGGUGUGGCGAAGCCCCUUGGCUCCGGGUCUGGUGGUGCUUCGGGGUCGGCUCGGUGUGGUUUGCGGAGGCGGCGCCGGCCCGGCGGCCUGGAGGCAGUCUUAUUGGCUGAACAAAACAGACAAGGUCCCUUGCCCUCGUGGAGCUUACAUUCUAGUGGAGUGACACAUACAGCAUAAGCAAAUAAGAUAAUUCAUAUGGUACACUGCAUGGUUCCUUCUCUCCACAGUGGUCUCACAUCUGAAACAUGGCUACAGAUUGGCUGGGCAGUAUUGUGUCCAUCAACUGUGGAGAUAGCUUGGGUGUCUAUCAGGGAAGAGUGUCAGCAGUGGAUCAGGUCAGCCAGACCAUUUCUCUCACCCGGCCUUUCCACAAUGGAGUAAAGUGCCUUGUGCCAGAAGUCACCUUCAGGGCAGGUGACAUUACGGAAUUAAAAAUUCUGGAAAUACCAGGUCCUGGAGAAAACCAGCAUUUUGGAGACCUUCAUCAGACAGAAGUAGGCCCCUCUGGUGUUGGGUGCCAAGUAGGUAUCAAUCAGAAUGGCACAGGCAAGUUGGUCAAGAAGCCAGCCUCUUCCAGCAGUGCCCCUCAGAACAUCCCUAAGAGGACGGAUGUGAAGAGUCAAGAUGUUGCUGUCUCUCCUCAACAGCAGCAGUGUUCAAAGAGCUAUGUGGACAGGCACGUGGAAUCCUUGAGUCAGUCCAAAAGUUUCCGUCGUCGGCACAACUCUUGGUCAUCUAGUAGCAGGCACCCAAAUCAGGCAACUCCAAAGAAAAGUGGCUUAAAGAAUGGCCAAAUGAAGAAUAAAGACGACGAGUGCUUUGGGGAUGAUAUUGAGGAGAUGCCAGACACAGAUUUUGAUUUUGAAGGGAACCUGGCCCUUUUUGACAAGGCAGCUGUGUUUGAGGAGAUUGAUACUUAUGAGAGGAGAAGUGGAACCCGUUCUCGGGGCAUCCCAAAUGAGAGGCCUACUCGGUACCGCCACGAUGAAAACAUCCUGGAGUCAGAGCCCAUUGUCUACCGACGGAUCACGGUGCCCCACAACGUGAGCAAGGAGUUCUGCACGGACUCUGGCCUGGUUGUCCCAAGUAUUUCCUAUGAGCUGCAUAAAAAGUUGUUGUCUGUGGCUGAGAAGCAUGGCUUGACUCUGGAGCGGAGACUGGAGAUGACAGGCGUGUGUGCUAGUCAGAUGGCACUGACCCUACUUGGAGGACCCAACAGGUUGAAUCCCAAAAAUGUUCACCAGAGGCCUACAGUGGCCCUGCUGUGUGGGCCCCAUGUGAAGGGGGCUCAGGGUAUCAGCUGUGGAAGGCACCUAGCCAACCAUGAUGUCCAGGUCAUCCUCUUCCUGCCCAACUUCGUGAAGAUGCUGGAAUCUAUUACCAAUGAGUUGUCUCUCUUCAGCAAGACCCAGGGCCAACAAGUGUCUAGCCUCAGAGAUUUGCCUGCCAGCCCUGUGGACCUGGUGAUCAACUGCCUGGAUUGCCCCGAGAAUGCCUUCCUGCGGGAUCAGCCCUGGUACAGGGCAGCCGUGGCGUGGGCCAACCAGAACCGGGCACCAGUACUCAGCAUAGACCCUCCUGUGCAUGAAGUCGAACAGGGCAUCGAUGCCAAGUGGUCCCUGGCUCUGGGCCUGCCUCUGCCUCUCGGGGAGCACGCAGGCCGUGUCUACUUGUGCGACAUCGGCAUUCCCCAGCAGGUAUUCCAGGAAGUGGGCAUCAACUACCACUCGCCCUUUGGCUGCAAGUUUGUCAUCGCACUGCACUCUGCCUAGAAGGGCUCUGGGCAGGCUGGACCCCGCAGGCCCCUGCUGCUCCCGACACUGAACUCGACAACGAACGCCUUAAGGAUGUGAAGUUUCAUGGGCCUUGUUAAAUUUUUUCUCUUUUUGGUUAGUUUCUUUGAGAGAACAGAUCAUAUUUAAAACUGACCUCCCACCUGCCCUUAGCCAGGGAAGGCUCUCCCACUGGGUUGGCGGGGCGAGUGGCAGGCUAAGUGCACAGUGGCUUCAGGCAUCUCUACACUCAGCCCCCUGCGUGGUCAGGUGGGGCUUCGUUUACAGACAUAGGCAGCUCACAGACUGUGUGUCAGGUUUACAGCCACUGGGCCUGGGCGAACGCCUCGCGAGGUGGGGCAGUCCUGUUUGGGGGCCUGUGCUUGCUCUGGUUCAGAGCUUGUGGCUUUGUCUCCCUUGCGCCCCGCCAUUCCUCCCAGCUGAGCUGCCCUUCCUCUGAUCUUGUAGACCUGGCUGUGCUGCAGUUGUCCACUAGAGGGCUGACUUGCAUUCUCCAUUCAGUUUGAGGGCCUUGAGGCCUUGCCUGUUGCCCCACCGCAAGUUGAUUUGGGGGCUUUCUCUUGACCCUUUCUCCUGA
Molecule: messenger RNA, 2416 nt
Organism: Hippopotamus amphibius kiboko
Lineage: Eukaryota; Metazoa; Chordata; Mammalia; Artiodactyla; Hippopotamidae
Gene: EDC3
Product: enhancer of mRNA decapping 3
Exons: 8
Coding region: 292-1818 (508 amino acids)
Biological process (GO): P-body assembly; deadenylation-independent decapping of nuclear-transcribed mRNA
Cellular component (GO): P-body
Molecular function (GO): mRNA binding
Source: RefSeq, a predicted model, not a curated record